GCUAACUGAGAGCACACUCACACUAGGACCUUUUGUUCUAAGCUGUGGACGCAAUUGCAGUCAGAUUCAUUUGCGUCUCUCCGUAAUUGCAGUCAGAUACGUUUAGUAAAGUCCUCGUGGGAGUAUCCCCUGAAGUGUUCCGACACACCAUGUUCCCGGGUCACCAUCGCCGAUCACGAGGACGAAGACGAGGCGGCGCCUGACAGUCAGAUUCAUCCACUCUAGGGCCGUAAUUGCAGUCGGAUGCAUUCUGGAGUGUUGCAAUUGGUGACGACUGUCUCCUCGCCUUUCGCAAGACGGAGGCGGGAAGGCCGAGGGGCAGCCGCUGGCGGAGGGGACUGCAGGGGAGCGCAGGCAGGGGUGCGCUGGUGGGGAAGCGGUGGCAGAUGGGGUGGAGGUGAGCGCUGGCGGAGGGGAAAGGAGCGCAAGCGCAGGGGAGCACUGGCGGAGGGGAGUGGAAAGGAGUGCAGGCGCAGGGGAGCGCUGGCGCAGGAGAGCGCUGGCGGAGGGGAGCGGAGGGGAGCACUGGUGCGAAGAGCGGCGGAGGAGGGGGUGGAGGGGCGGUGGAUAGGUGGAGAUGGAGGAGCUGGGGGGCAGAGACCGGCGGAGGAGGGGGAAGGGCCGGAGGAGCAGCCGAUAAGUGGAAGAGCAGCAGACGAAGAGGGGGAGCGCAGGCGGAGGGGAGUGGCCGGAAGGGAGUGGAGGGGAGCGCUGGCAGAGGAGAGUGCUGGCGAAGGGGAGCGCAAGGAACACAGGUGGAGGGGGGCGCUGGCGAAGGGGAGCGCAAGGAACACAGGUGGAGGGGAGCACUGGCGGAGAGAUGUGGAGGGAAGUGCAGGGGAGCGCUGGCGGAGGGUGUGCUGGUGGAGGGGAGCGGCAGAGGAAGAGGGGAUGGAGCGGAGGGGCGGUGGAGGAGCAUAGGCUGGGGAGGGACGGGCGGCGGAGGAGGAGGGGGUUCUUGGGGGGGGGGGRGGGGGGCCACUGACCUGAAUCUCCCAUCU
Chara braunii is the source of this 1001-nucleotide messenger RNA. The record is from the annotation of a GenBank genome assembly. NCBI's taxonomy places the organism in Eukaryota, Viridiplantae, Streptophyta, Charophyceae, Charales, Characeae.